Stegastes partitus (bicolor damselfish) is the source of this 1963-nucleotide messenger RNA. RefSeq names its product surfeit 4 (gene surf4). The record is from RefSeq and is a predicted model, not a curated record. The transcript has 6 exons. Bases 144 to 953 code for a protein of 269 amino acids. Lineage: Eukaryota; Metazoa; Chordata; Actinopteri; Pomacentridae. Gene Ontology annotation, cellular component: endoplasmic reticulum-Golgi intermediate compartment; endoplasmic reticulum; membrane. Gene Ontology annotation, biological process: Golgi organization.
UCUGCGUCCAGGCGAUCGGGGAAAUCUUCAAGUAAAUAACGGGGGGAGGAACAGUCUUGAGCGCAGCCUGCGAAGAAUCCAACACACCGAGACUGUGUUGCGGCCGAAGCCUUAAAUAUUACAAAUUGUAAUAUUAGCCAAAUAUGGGGCAGGAGGAUCUUAUGAACACAGCCGAAGACGUGGCAGACCAGUUCCUGCGGGUAACCAAACAGUACCUGCCCCACCUGGCACGUCUGUGUCUCAUCAGCACCUUCCUCGAAGACGGGAUCCGCAUGUGGUUCCAGUGGAAUGAGCAGAGAGACUACAUCGAGGCUACCUGGAGCUGUGGCUACUUCUUGGCUACGUGCUUCGUGCUGCUUAACCUCAUCGGACAGCUGGGUGGUUGUGUCCUCAUCCUCAGUAGAAAUUUUGUACAGUAUGCCUGCUUCGGAUUAUUUGGCAUCAUAGCAUUACAGACUGUUGCAUACAGCAUUUUAUGGGACCUUAAAUUUUUGAUGAGAAACCUGGCCCUCGGAGGAGGUCUGCUCCUGCUGCUGGCUGAGUCUCGCUCGGAAGGAAAGAGCAUGUUUGCUGGAGUCCCCUCCAUGGGAGAGAGCUCGCCGAAGCAGUACAUGCAGCUGGGCGGUCGAGUGCUGCUGGUGCUCAUGUUCAUGACCCUGUUGCACUUUGACUCCAGCUUCUUCUCUAUCCUGCAGAACAUGGUGGGGACCGCUCUCAUCAUCCUGGUGGCCAUCGGCUUCAAGACCAAGCUGGCGGCGCUGACCCUCGUCGUGUGGCUUCUGGCCAUCAACGUCUACUUCAACGCUUUCUGGACCAUCCCCGCCUACAAACCCAUGCACGACUUCCUCAAGUACGACUUCUUCCAGACCACCUCGGUCAUCGGCGGCCUGCUCCUGGUGGUGGCGCUCGGGCCCGGCGGAGUGUCCAUGGAUGAGAAGAAGAAAGAGUGGUAGGCAAAAAAGGGGGGUCAAGGUGAGAGGAUUGCACAGCACCACUAACUUCCCCCCACCCCACCAACCGGGACACAAAGACCCUCCCUCUCCUCCAGUUCCACCAGUGUACACAGGUUGUUUUUUCUUUAUUUUUUUAUCUGGCCAAAUCCAGAGACACCAUCUCAGCCAUCAAUGGACAGUUUGUUUCUGUUUUUCACCCAACUGCUGUUUUUUUUUUUCUCUCCAAGUUGAACACAGUAAUAGCAGAUUUUUUUUUUCAGAACAUUUCUUGUGUGCCCAUGUGUUUCAAAGUGCAAAGAAAACAAUUAAGGGAUGAUAAGUGAAAGAAAAGAAUUUAUUUGGUCUGUGUGCAGAAGAUAAAUGAAAAUAAUUCAUUGUAUUUUAUGGGUGUUAUGCCAUUCAUGAUCAUAGAUUGAUAUUUUUUUUUUUGAAUGAAACUGGCAAAUUGGAUGGAGCUCAGCGGUUUGGGUUCUCCGUGGAUCUUUUUGCGACCAGCGGAUCAUGGAACGUCAGCCCUGAGACUUUGGGCACUGAUUUGACAACAACUCGCCUCGACUCUCCAGGUUUCAUCUCCCCUCUUUUUUGUUUUUUGUUUUUUUUUCUUCCUCCACCAGCACCCUAGCCUCUCGUACAUCGGUACACCUUCAACUGACUGACAACUCUAGUUCGUGGGGAGUCGACUCGGGGUUGGGACGUGUACAUUGUAUACUAAGUGGUGGAUUGCAGUCGUGCUUGAUUGAAAAUUUCAACACAGUUAUUAGCUCCAGGACUUGUUAUUGGGCACUUUGUACUGUACGUCUUUGGCAAAUGCCUAACUAGUGAACUGUAUAUGAUCGGGGAUAAUAAGGGGCAGGGGGAGGGGGGGGAGACUCAGCGUUUGUGAAACACCAUAUUCUGCGAUCUAGAAAAGCAAAGAGGACUAAGCAGAGUCACUAGCCGCCUGGACUUUGUCUUUGCUCAGUGUUUUUUGCCCUGUGUAAGAAAAGCUAAAAAAAAAAACAAAAAAAAGG